AUGUCUGCGCCGCGGGUCAGAGGGCCAAACAGUCGCCUGAUAUGUUUGGCUUGUCGUGAACGCCGCAUCCGCUGUGAGCUGCCUCUUGACGUCGACAUCCCGCCCCAGGGCGAGCUCCGCACCGUGCAGAUGCCCUGCUACCGAUGCCGAAGACUGCGCAUCCCCUGCGUCGUCCGCCAGACGACAUUGGGCCGCCCGCGUCCCAAGGCCAGUGCAACGAGCCUGACCACCGCGGGUGAUCGUCGGAGCCUGACGACAACGGCGGAUGGCAAUGAUGUGACGAACACAUUCCCGACAACGAGGACUUCUAAGCAAGCCCCUCUUCCGCCACCGCUCCUAUACCAACCCCAGUCGAGUGAGACGCUCGUAAUUAUCCGCGCCGUCGACACGAUCCGCUGCGAGCAUUGCGAGGAGUCCUGGCCCCGGCACUUGGUCGUCCGCUAUGGCCAAAAGCCCGCUCUGGACCUGUCUAUCAAGGCCAUCAUCGCCGCCUGCGCCUACGCCCGCGGUGUGCCCAAGCUGACGCCCGAUGACUGCUACAAGGCUCUGGCACGCGCUCUGGCCGCCGUCCAGGCCACCAUCAAGCAGUCAUCUGGCUCGCCCGACGACGAUAUGCUGGCGUCGACUGCGCUGCUGGCUCCCUUUGACGGCGUCAUCCAGAAGAAUGGCGGCAUUCCCAUGCGUCUCCAUAUCGAAGGCCUGGCCGCCAUAUUGGCCGCAAGACCGCCGACGUACCCCGUCACCCAGCUUGCGCGAGACAUCGUGAAUUUCUAUGCUUGCGACGCUGCCGUCAUGGCUUGUGUCCAAGGGACCCCCUCGUCGUUUGAAGGCAUCGCCCCCGCCUACUACAUCACCGACGACCGCAAUGGCGACCGCGCGCACCUCCGCGCUCUAGGCGAUGAGCUCUUCAUCCGACUCCCGCGGCUGGUGGCACUUGUACGCUCGUUACAACUGCAGUCGCCAGUGCAAAACCAGCUGCUAUUCGAAGCCCUCGCUCUAUCCGAGUCCUUGCUGCAAUUGCAAGACGCUGACGCCGAAGCACGACUCGUGAGCACAGCCAUGGCCUCGAGCGACUCCGUCCCAGCGCCUUUUCGAUUCGCUUCGGACCUGGACUACGAGGCGCUGAUGGGAUACUGGCAGAGCCGGCUAUCUCUCAUGCGCUUGGACCAGCGCCUGCACGAAUGGCUGGUUAUGGACGGUGCUGGGCAGGCCGUGGGUACACCAUCUUCUGCGCAAAGCGAGAUCAUGCGGCUCGUGCAGAAUAUCCUCCUGACUUGCGAAUAUGGCACCAUGCUACUCUUGCGCAAGCGACGGCGCCUGUUUGCGCAUGCCAUGGCGGUCGUAUGGGAGGUUACGAGGGACACCACCCUUUCUCUUGGAGAAGACUUCUGCAAUGAUUCUUCUGCUUUCCCUUCGCCUGCCUCUUCAUCUUCUUCCUGGUCCGAAUUCCUGCUACGCAUGGUUAACACGACGCUAGUUAAGAAGCCUCCCCUGACGGCAGAAGACAUGGACGUCGCAGCGGAGAUCUUUGCCGGCGGCAAUCCCCAGGGCAGAUUCGCCGAGCAGUAUGGAUUGUAUCAAUAG
This is a messenger RNA of Zasmidium cellare ATCC 36951, 1584 nucleotides long. RefSeq lists its product as uncharacterized. Gene Ontology annotation, biological process: regulation of DNA-templated transcription. Bases 1 to 1584 code for a protein of 527 amino acids. The record is from RefSeq and is a predicted model, not a curated record. Gene Ontology annotation, molecular function: zinc ion binding; DNA-binding transcription factor activity, RNA polymerase II-specific. Lineage: Eukaryota; Fungi; Ascomycota; Dothideomycetes; Mycosphaerellales; Mycosphaerellaceae. The transcript has 2 exons.